Mycotypha africana is the source of this 2379-nucleotide messenger RNA. RefSeq names its product glycosyltransferase family 20-domain-containing protein. Gene Ontology annotation, cellular component: cytosol; alpha,alpha-trehalose-phosphate synthase complex (UDP-forming). The transcript is spliced from 5 exons. The coding region runs from base 1 to 2379 and encodes 792 amino acids. Lineage: Eukaryota; Fungi; Mucoromycota; Mucoromycetes; Mucorales; Mycotyphaceae. Gene Ontology annotation, biological process: trehalose biosynthetic process. The record is from RefSeq and is a predicted model, not a curated record. Gene Ontology annotation, molecular function: catalytic activity.
AUGGCUGAUAAUAUUAAAUACCUUCCGCUCUUACCCCACGUUAGCAAAGGGCGUAUCAUUCACGUCACCCAUCAAAUACCGUUUGAAAUACAUCAAAAUUCGAAUAGUGGAAAAGAAUCGAACGACGAAGCAAACUCAUGGAUAAUUGAAGCUCGACUCAAUCAUCAUAAUGCAAUGUAUUCUGGUAUACAAUCACUCGGUGUCGACUAUGAAAACCUAUAUAUUGGCUGGACAGGUCACAUCAAAACGAAGAAUAAUGAAAAUGUAAAUGCCAGCUCAUUGGCAAAUGAUCAAAAAGAGGUCCUCUCAAGUCAUUUAUUUCGGGAACACCAGUGUAUACCAUUAUUUUUGGAUAACGAGCUUAUUACUGGGCAUUACUAUGGAUAUUGCAAAUCAAUCUUGUGGCCGCUGUUCAACUACAUCAUUUGGAAUGAUGCUACAGACGGUAGAAAAGAAAAAGCUCAGUGGAAUUACUACGAAGCAGUAAAUAAAAAAUACGCAGAACUCAUUGUAAAGCACUAUAAACCAGAAGAUACGAUUUGGAUACAUGAUUAUCAUUUACUUUUAGUUCCAAGCAUGGUUCGUUCAAGACUACCAAAAGCUAAGAUUGGACUCUUUGUUCAUUCUCCGUUCCCCAGCUCCGAAAUAUUUCGUUGUUUACCAAAGAGGCAAGAGGUUUUAAAAGGAAUGCUAGGCGCUAAUCUCGUUGGCUUUCAGACAUAUGCAAAUGCAAGACAUUUUAUAUCUACUUCAACGAGAGUGUUAGGCUACGAAAGCUCACCAGAUGGCAUUGAAUAUGAUGGGCAUUUUUGCCAUGUGGGUACUUUUCCUAUCGGAGUCGAUGUGAAUACAAUUGAUACAGUAAGAAAAACACCUGAAGUUGUCAACACAGUCAAAGCACUGAAGGAGAUCUAUGGUGAUAAGAAGAUUUUGGUGGGAAGGGAUAAAAUCGAGCUUGUGCAGAGUGUCCUACAAAAAUUGGCUGCUUUUAAAAAGUUCCUGUUGACAUACCCAGAAUGGCAAAACAAAGUUGUCUAUAUUCAAGUAACCGAUGCCACAUCUAUAUCCACAGCAGAUAGUAUAGAGAACGAGCAUAAAAUUUCGGAUAUGGUAGCCCAUAUUAAUGGUACCUAUGGCAAUUUGGAAUACACUCCAGUGUAUCACUACCAUCAUCAAAUACAAACCUAUGAAUAUUACGCGCUGUUAUCAGCAGCAGAUGCCGCUUUGAUUACAGCUGUUCGAGAUGGGAUGAAUACUGCUAGCCUUGAAUAUGUGAUGUGUCAACAAGAAAAUCAUGGAUCAUUAAUUGUCUCUGAAUUGAGUGGAACAGCGGGGUCAAUGGGUUCAGCAUUAUUAAUUAAUCCAUGGGAUUAUAAAGGCGUUGCCAGGGUCAUUCAAGAUGCUUUUCUUAUGUGCGAAGAGGAAAAAUUAAGCAGGCAUAUGCAACUGUUAGCCCAUGUAAAGUCAAAUACUUCUUCUUUUUGGGCACAGUCCUUUACUAAAAUGCUCUUACAUGCUUGUGCAUUGUCAGAGCAAAGUAGACACACCCCGCGGCUCAAUGUCGACUACUUAUUAGAUAGGUACCGUUAUUCGACGAAGCGACUAUUAUGCUUCAAUUUGGAUGUAACCUUCACAACAGUUAGAAAAGCGGCUUCAAAGACUGCUUCAUCAUGGUCUAGUGAGAUCAUCGAGUAUUUGAUAAAACUGUGCUGUGAUCCGAAAAAUGAAGUAUGGGUUUUAUCAGGCAGAGAUGAAAAUGCAUUGGACAGCUUAUUUGGUCGUGUUAUUGGACUAGGACUAAGUGCAGAGCAUGGGUCAUUCAUUCGAUACCCAAACAGUAAAAGGUGGCUAAAUCUUACAGAGCACUUUGACAUGAGUUGGAAAAAUGAUAUUCUAGAAAUUUUCACCUAUUAUACCGAGCGAACCACGGGUAGUUUUAUUGAGCAUAAACGCAAUGCAUUAACAUGGCACUAUCGCUUAGCAGAUGCCGAAUAUGGUGCGUUUCAAGCAAAAGAAUGUCAAAAUCAUCUAGAGCAAGCCAUAUUAAGUAAAUUACCCGUUGAAGUAUUUGUGGGUGAGAAAUAUCUUCAAGUGCGGCCAACAUUGGUAAACAAAGGAGAAGUCUUGAAACGACUGGUGGUAAAUCAGUCAUACGAUUUCUUGAUGUGCUGUGGUGACGAUCGUACAGACGAAGAAAUGUUCAAGGUGCUUCAAAAAUCGGAAUUAUUGGGAUACCAGAAGUUUGCCAUCAUCAUAGGUGGGUCAGAAGGACGGAAAACCCAAGCCAGUUGGCAUUUGCCAUCUACUGAAAGCUUGGUUGGAUGUAUGUCGAGGUUGGUCAAAUGUUCAUCGCUAUCAGCUGCUUCAACUUUGAAAUAG